GAAGUGAGCCGGGGGAGGCCGGCCGCCAUUGCGGAGCUGAGGAGGGAAAGGCGGGGAGGAGAGCGAGCGGAACGGACACAGGGCGGACGGUCCCCCGUCCUCCUCCUCCUCCUCCCGUCGUCCUCCUCCCGUCGUCCUCCCUCUCCCGGCCCGGCCCGGCCCACGGCGCCAGCUGCGGGAGGGAGCGCCCACAGGCCCAGGCCCGCACGGCCCUCGGGGGGCGGGGAAGAAUGUCAGCCACUAGCGUGGAUCAGCGACCUAAAGGGCAGGGAAACAAAGCUGCUGGAAAGAUUUCUUACUGUGGCAUAUUCCUGCAUUAUGACGUUAUGCCAAUUUCAGUUCAGAACGGUUCGAUUCAUCAGAAAGAUGCUGUAAAUGAUGAUGAUUUUGAGCCAUACUUAAGUAGCCAGACAAAUCAGAGUAACAGCUACCCACCAAUGUCAGACCCAUACAUGCCUAGUUAUUAUGCUCCAUCCAUUGGCUUUCCAUAUUCUCUCGGCGAAGCAGCGUGGUCCACAGCCGGAGACCCACCCAUGCCGUACCUGACGACCUACGGACAGAUGAGCAACGGCGAACACCAUUACAUCCCGGACGGUGUGUUUAGUCAACCUGGGGCUCUAGGAAAUACCCCUCCCUUCCUGGGCCAGCAUGGAUUUAACUUCUUUCCUGGGAAUGCAGAUUUUUCUACUUGGGGAACAAGUGGAUCUCAGGGACAGUCGACACAGAGUUCUGCUUAUAGCAGCAGCUACGGCUAUCCCCCCAGCUCGCUCGGCAGAGCCAUAGCCGAUGGACAGGCUGGAUUUGGCAGCGAUACUCUGAGCAAGGUACCUGGCAUUAGCAGUAUUGAGCAAGGCAUGACCGGCCUGAAAAUCGGGGGUGAUAUGUCGGCGGCCGUGACAAAAACCGUAGGUUCAGCAUUGAGCAGUACAGGGAUGACCAGCAUUGCAGCAAAUAACGUGCCCCCAGUGAUCAGUUCGGCACCUAAACCAACCUCUUGGGCUGCCAUUGCCAGGAAGCCGGCCAAACCUCAACCGAAACUCAAACCCAAGGGCAAUGUGGGAAUCGGGGGGCCUGCGGUCCCCCCACCUCCUAUAAAACAUAACAUGAAUAUUGGCACUUGGGAUGACAAGGGGUCGGUGGCCAAAGCCCCGCCCAACCAACCCGUUCUGCCUCCUCAGACUAUAAUCCAGCAGCCUCAGCCCUUAAUUCAGCCGCCACCGUUAGUGCAAAGCCAACUGCCUCAGCAGCAGUCUCAGCCGCCGCAGCCGCAGCUGCAGCCGGGUCCCCAGCCCCAGGCUCCGCCUCACCAAGUGCAACAGCAGCAGCUGCAGCUGCAGAGUCGCUGGGUAGCGCCUCGGAACCGGGGAGUCGGGUUCAACCAGAGCAAUGGAGCCGGCAGCGAAAACUUCGGCCUGGGGGUGGUUCCCGUCAGCUCUUCUCCCUCUGGAGCAGAAGUCCACCCGGUGCUGGAGAAACUAAAGGCCAUAAACAACUAUAAUCCCAAAGACUUCGAUUGGAACCUGAAGAAUGGGCGUGUGUUUAUAAUCAAAAGUUAUUCCGAGGACGAUAUCCACCGCUCCAUUAAGUACUCUAUCUGGUGUAGUACCGAGCACGGUAAUAAGCGUUUGGAUGCCGCUUACCGCUCCCUGAACGGGAAAGGGCCACUCUAUUUACUCUUCAGUGUGAAUGGCAGUGGACACUUCUGUGGAGUGGCUGAGAUGAAGUCUGUCGUGGACUACAAUGCCUAUGCUGGAGUCUGGUCUCAGGAUAAAUGGAAGGGCAAGUUUGAUGUUAAGUGGAUCUUUGUCAAAGACGUUCCCAAUAAUCAGCUACGGCACAUUCGUUUGGAAAAUAAUGACAACAAACCAGUUACCAAUUCAAGGGACACCCAGGAGGUGCCCCUAGAAAAAGCUAAGCAAGUGCUUAAAAUAAUUGCUACUUUCAAGCAUACCACCUCAAUCUUUGAUGACUUUGCACAUUAUGAAAAGCGUCAAGAGGAGGAGGAAGCCAUGCGUAGGGAGAGAAAUAGAAACAAACAAUAACUUUGGAGAUGCCCUGCUAGAAUUACAACACUAAUGAUGUAGACUCUGGAAAUGCCUAAUAUGUCUAAGAAGGCGUUGUUAAAGCUUUUUUCUGCUUAAGGUGACAUCUUUGAACACUUUAACACGAAAUUGACUCUUGUAAUGGUUCUCAUCAGCGCAUCUGCCCUUAUACUCUCACCAAACACCCUUGAGAACUGUAACUUCGUCAAGCACUUUCUGUCCUGAAGCUUUUACCAGUAUCUGCUGUCUUUUGUAAUUAUGCAUCCUAGCUAAGGCACAGGAGACUGAACGAAUGCAAGGAUUCAUUAACUCUUGGAAUUUGUUAAAUACUAACAAUUAACCAUUAGAAGUGGUUCAAUGAUGUAAGAUUCACACUGCUUCAACUUUUUCUUUGUCGUAGUUUUUUAAUUGUCAAAUUUUAGCUAUUCAAAUAAAAAGCAAAAUCAUGCCAUAUUUAGUCCUGGAGUAAAACUCAAGUCUAAAUGUUCAUGUGAAAAUUAUUGUAGUAAACUUUAAUAUGGCGGAGCAACCUGACGCUGCAUUUUAGCCAAAUGACACGUAACCUGGAAGUAUAUUAGAAUGACGUUUCCCUUGUUUCAAACUGGUGUUAACAGAAUAUUGGUAUGCAGUUUGGUGGGCAUCAGCAGUUAAUGCACAUUCUUUAUUUCUUUCUCUGUAAACGUGUGUAAUCGGAAAAAAAAGUGCAUUUGUCUGAGGAAUUCUUUUGUUGCUACCACUCAACGAAUCUCAAAGGUUUGAGUAAAUGUACCUCAGUCUAAUCAGACUUUUUAUGACCUUUAUAACUACAUUUAAAUUCCAAAAUUCCUAUUUCUGGGUGUUUGCGAGCCUGACAGAUUGCUAUCAUGAAGUAAAAAUUGACUCCUCUAAGUGAUUCACUAGCUAAAUAAACAUAAUUCUUGUUUAGCAAGCAUAUGCUGUUUCUCAACUUUUUUCUUCCAGCUUUCGCAAAGUUUUGCAUCCUCAAAAUACUUUGGAAAAUGCCCUUGUUCCAUGGAUUAAAUCAGUAUGUAACGAAUGUGUUUGAUGUUUUAUCGAUCAGAGCUAUAUAAGUGGGAAUAUAGCGUAUAUCUGUGUCUUAUAGUUAUCUUUUUUUUAACAUCUUUUUCUUUAAUUUUAACCACAUAUCAUCAUUAAUGUCAUUUCUCGGAAGAGAUUAAUUUGUAUCAUUAAAAAUGUCAAGCAGCUGUAUUAACCGAUUUGACUGCAUAAAAUGUUGAACAUUCUGUUACCGACUCCGGGGAUUGCUGUUCUAGCAGGAGAAGGCUAUGUAGAAAGUGAUAUGUUAAGGCUGAAAGUAGCAACACAGUAGCUCUGAAUGCAUUGGUGUUCAUUCUUCAUUACUUCACGUAUGUUUACAUCUUGUAUGGCAAUUAUUUCAUUUACUUGAAUAUCACUUCAGCAUGAAACCUUAAAGGCGAACACAGCGUUGGUUUCUGAGGCUAGUCGCUUUCAUGUACAAUGUACAAAUACCAUAUUUAAGUGAAAUGAUCUCGUACUUGUACACAGUAGCCAUUUCACAAUUCCUCACUAGAAGGGGUCUAAUUGUUUCAGCUUGUUGGACGAGAAUAUUGAAGUCUCCAUAGCGCUCACUAAAAGCAAAGAUGGGCUUUUUUUAAGGGAAGAUUGCAUCCAUUUUUACUCAUUCCAGCUGUUCAAAAGGUAAGCCAAGGAAGCUCUUGAUUCCUAGCUGUACACGUUUCUAAUUACAGUUGGCUUUGGGUAUUAUCACAAAACUAAUGAUUGAUAUUUUUGAUGUUCAGCACCUGAGGAGCCAUCCUAAAAGUAACUGAGUUGAGAUCCAAACUUACCUAACUUAAAGUUCCAGCAUGAUGACUGUCAUUGUGCUGUCACUUUUGAGCAAGCCAGCUGAUUGCAGUAGCAGACUCAGAAAUGUCAGCUGUAAUUAAACACUUUGAAAUACAAUUUGUUCAUGGUGACAAGUACGUUUUUAGUGCCUUCAACUGGGAUUGCUAACAUCUUAUAUAAAAUGGGUGCAAUAUUCCCUUUGGAAGAAGUAUUUUCUACUAAAAAAAUCCAGUAUUCCUAUAGUUUGUCAAUUGGUGUCUUUUCUCUCUCCCCCGCCCACCCCGGCACACACCCCACACCUCCCCUGGCCCCCCUCUCCCAGUCAAAAUUUUCUUUCUAAAGCACUCCUUUCCUCCUCCUUGGUCUUUCAGUGUAGGGAUGCAAGACUUAUCAUCUUUGAUGACAAUGUCAGAGACUGCAGUCUCACCAACAUAUCAGGAGAAUCUUUAAUUGUAGGACCAAGGAAGACAGUGGCUUCUUCUAUUGGGAAGAGUUCUUACCAGCAAACAUUUGGAGUAAUAGAAAAUUCAGAAAAAUGAUUGAUGAGGUAAAUUGCUAGUUUGCUUUUUUCCAAAUUCUAGGAUGCACGUUUUAAAACAAUUACAUUCUGUAGUUUGAAAUAUUAUUUUAAAAGGUGCUCUACAUUCUGUAUUGAAAAAUAAGUUAACCAAAAUGAGUAUUCUUUUUCAGUAUGUACCGGUGUUACUCGCAGAUUCUUUCAAAAAAAAAAAGAUUUUUCGUUUACUCUCCCAGGACAGUGCCUCAAUCUUUUUUCUAAUUUUGGUAUCUGUUUCUGUCUGAAUUAGGACACUAUAUGUUGCAUUCUUUUUGAAUACCGUGCCUGGGGAUGGGGCUGAUACUAAACACCUCUCAGUAUGAAGAAUCAGUUUUGGCAAUUUAACCAUUUCAGACAAAUUUUGCAUCCUUUUAAACUGUAUAAGAAAGUUAAGAAUUGUGUUUUCAUUAAGUUUUGUGUGUCUUUAGUUAUGCCAUGUAAAUUCCUUUCUUUUUCUUAUGAUUAAAGAAAGGGUUGUGAUAAAAUGGUUAGUUCAUUUACCCUCACUUGUAGCAAAAACAUGGGACUUUGAAUUUUGUCGUGUUUGGGUUUGUUCAUUCAUGUGAAUGAUGGUACAGUUAGGUGAGAAUUUCUGUUACGGUACCAAAACUCACCAUUGGUCCUCUUUAAUCUUGGAGGGUUUCAAUAAAAACUGUUCACUCACAGA
Tachyglossus aculeatus (Australian echidna) is the source of this 5092-nucleotide messenger RNA. RefSeq names its product YTH N6-methyladenosine RNA binding protein 3 (gene YTHDF3). The record is from RefSeq and is a predicted model, not a curated record. The coding region runs from base 231 to 2042 and encodes 603 amino acids. Gene Ontology annotation, biological process: mRNA destabilization. Gene Ontology annotation, molecular function: N6-methyladenosine-containing RNA reader activity; mRNA binding. Lineage: Eukaryota; Metazoa; Chordata; Mammalia; Monotremata; Tachyglossidae. The transcript has 6 exons. Gene Ontology annotation, cellular component: cytoplasm.